UUUUUAAGUGUUUCCCUCCCGGUCCUGCCAAGCAAUAGAAAAAAAAAAAAAAAAAGAAAAGAAAAGAAACUUGUUCCGCUGAGUUCAACCCCAGACAGGCUCACAACUUCCUUCCUGCUUUCCUCCCCCUUAGUCCCCCCGCCUUACUCCCUCCUCCCUCCCCAACCUUUUUUUUUUUUUUUUAAUCGUACGUUGAACAAACACAUCCAAGUGACUGCCAAGCUGAAACUGACAAGGGGUUAUCUCUACUUCGGAGAGAGGGGCGCAGGGCUGUGCAGGAGGAGCAGCCUCCCCUACAGUUCCUGCUCGCUUUGCGCAGCAUUCGGGAGACUUCUUUCUCUGUGUCCCCCUCGUCCUCUCCCCCCCCCCCCUUUUGGUGUGUCUCUCAGAUCUUGAUCUGGAUGAGGAAACGGUUUUUGGGAGCAUUUUCUCUUUAAAAAAUCAUCUCUGCCCGAUGGGGUCUAGCGCCUCAGAGAUGAUGUAGUCUGAAGAGGACCAAGUGGACUAAGAAAUAUCCCAGCGGAUCGGGUUGUUUAUGGAGCUUUGGGCUGGGGCCAAGCCCGCUGCCCUGCCCCCAUCCUGUUGCCGAGGCAAUGGUGCCCCGGCUCCGCGGAGGACAGCAGCCGCCGGGCCUGCGGGGCUGACCCUGGAAGAGAAGGAGGAGGAGGGGACAGCGGCGCUGGAGUCAGAGCUGGAGCAGCAGCAGGGCUUGGAAGCGCGGCGGGACCCAGUACUAUGGCUGUGUAUUGCUAUGCGCUGAACAGCCUGGUGAUGAUGAAUAGUAGCAAUAAUGUGGAGAGCGGCAGCGGUGGCUGCAGCAGCGGCAGCAGCAAAACGCCCCCGCCCCCUGGGAGACCCGGGUUGUCGGUGCCCGUGCUGAGCCCCGGCAGCGGCGGCGUCUUCAGCCCGGGGAGGGGGACCUCCUUCCUCUUCCCUCCGGUCGAUCGAUUGUCUCCAGACGAGUCCGGGAGUCGCGGGAGCUGGCGGGGAGGCGGCGGCAGCUGCAGCAGCAGCAGCAGCAGCAGUAGCAGCAGCAGACGGAGGCUGAACAGUAGUAGCAGCAGCGUGGGCAGCCCCAGUUGGGCACCCAGUUUGGGAGGGGAGGGGCAGCAGGUGGUGUCUCCGGGCAGCCUUUCCCCAACCGGGCCGGAGGAGGCCAAGAAGAAGCUGAGGAUCUUGGAGUGGGAGCUGCAGAAUGUGCAGGUGAACCAGAAAGUGGGAAUGUUCGAGGCGCACAUCCAGGCGCAGAACUCCGCCAGAGAAGCGUCUCGGAGCCCCCGGCUGGGCAGGGCUCGCUCGCCUUCUCCCUGCCCGUCCCGCAGCAGCAGCCAACCCCCCGGCAGGGUCCUCACAGAGUACACCCGGAUCGAGGAGAGGAGGACCAAAUCCUGGGGAGAGCAAUGCUUGGAGACCCCACUGGAGAUGGGGAGCAAGGAGGGCCAGUCCCGAGAAACUAGAGGCUCAGUUUCCUCCCAGGAGAUAGAGAGAAGGGAGCUCACCCUCAGGGCGUCGAGUCGGUUCAUUCCAGUGGAACGUGGGAACUGGAGUCUGACACGUGGGGCACAGAGUACCCCAUCUGGGGUGGAGAUGGAGAAGAGGUCCUCUACAAAUAGAGCCUGUGGCUCACUCACGACUAAGGAGGUCCACAAGGGAAGCCACUCACUCCCUGGAGAGCAGGGCUGCGAGACUCUUGUAGGCUCUGGGGGAGCAAAGCUCUCUAGAGAAGCCGGGGCUAAAGGAGCAGAAAAGAGGGGAUCCACAGGUAGGGAGCCCCGCUGUGAGGUUUUCUCUCAGGAGACCGCUGCCUGGAUAGAGAGAGGUUUUGCUUCCUUUGGUGUGAGAGCCCAGGAGAAUCAAGUGCAAAAAGAGGGGGGAGCCAGGUGCAGUGGGACACCUGAAGACAAGAGCAGGAUCGGCGGUUCAAAGGUUCCUGAGAAGUUGGAGAAAGGAAAUCUGCCUGGCCAAGUGCAGGGAUCCAGGGCUCCUGUGGAGAGGGAGAGCAGGACCACCCCGACUUUGGAUAUGCAAAGCUCUGCGGCCAAGAGUUGCACUCGGGCAUCCUCAGAGCACAGCUCCACAGCCCCGGUGCAACCCCAGAAGAAGGGGUCCCCGGUGGUUUUAGUGCAGAAGCCGGAUUCUGAGCCAGGAGAGAAAAUAGGGACCAAAUCACUUGGAAUUUCAGGCAGGGCUGUGCAUCUGGGGAAGGUAGAGGUGGAAGUGGAGCCGGAGUUGGGAAUUCUUCGUGGCUACAGGCAAGACACUUUGCCUUUCAGGGAUUCAGUAGAAAAGGAGGAAGGGUAUCAGUGUUCUCCCAAGAACAGUUUUGGUGUUCAGUUCAAAAGCCUGGUGACUUGGCCUGGCCCAAUGGAGGAGGCUGGUGCAACCUGGACAGACCCUGGGAAAGUGGUCCAGUCAGAUGGGACUUCCGAAAGGAAGCAGCAAAAGGAACAGCAAGAGAACCAUCAGGAUAAAGAGCUGACCCCUGAAUCUGAGAGGAAACCUUCUCUUAGGGAGGCUUGCUGUCCCAGCAACAUCCCAGCUGUCAUUAUCACAGAUAUGGGUGCCCUGGAGGAUGGGGGCUUAGAGGAAGUUCAGGAAAGCCCUCGAGGGAUCAUGCCUUUGAGAAAGCUGUCUUCCUCCUCUGCCUCUUCUACUGGUUUCUCCUCAUCCUAUGAUGAUUCAGAGGAGGACAUUUCCAGUGAUCCAGAGCGUUCUUUGGACCCGAAUUCAGCUUUCCUUCAUACUCUGGAUCAGCAGAAACCUAGAGUGAGCAAAUCAUGGCGGAAAAUCAAGAACAUGGUGCACUGGUCUCCCUUCGUCAUGUCCUUCAAAAAGAAGUAUCCUUGGAUCCAGCUGGCGGGGCACGCAGGAAGUUUCAAAGCAGCAGCCAAUGGCCGGAUCUUGAAGAAACACUGUGAAUCAGAGCAACGUUGUCUUGAUCGCCUUAUGACGGAUGUUCUGAAGCCCUUUGUCCCUGCCUACCAUGGGGAUGUAGUGAAGGAUGGAGAGCGGUACAACCAGAUGGAGGACUUGCUGGCUGACUUUGACUCUCCCUGUGUGAUGGACUGCAAGAUGGGAGUCAGGACCUACCUGGAGGAGGAACUUACCAAAGCUCGGAAGAAGCCUAGCCUUCGCAAGGACAUGUACCAGAAGAUGAUUGAAGUGGACCCCAGUGCCCCCACAGAAGAAGAGAACAACCAGAGAGCAGUGACCAAGCCCCGAUACAUGCAGUGGAGAGAGACCAUUAGCUCAACAGCUACCCUGGGAUUCAGGAUUGAGGGCAUUAAGAAGGAAGAUGGCUCUGUGAACCGAGACUUCAAGAAGACCAAAACAAAGGAGCAAGUUACUGAAGCUUUCAGAGAAUUCACUAAGGGAAACCGUAACAUCCUGAUUUGUUACCGGGACCGACUGAAAGAUAUUCGUGCCACCUUAGAAAUCUCACCGUUCUUCAAGUGCCAUGAGGUCAUUGGCAGCUCUCUGCUCUUCAUCCAUGACAAAAAAGAGCAAGCCAAAGUAUGGAUGAUUGACUUUGGAAAAACCACACCCCUUCCGGAAGGACAGACCCUUCAGCACAACAUCCCUUGGCAGGAAGGAAAUCGAGAAGAUGGUUACCUCUCAGGACUGGACAAUCUCAUUGACAUCUUAACAGAAAUGUCUCAGAGCGAGGCCCUCCCCUGAGAACCAUUUUCCCCCCUCCUCCUCACUCUCAGUUUUCUCUCCCCUGCUAUCUGGAUUCUAGAACUGACUCCCAAACUGCACUAUAAGACACUUUCUAGAGGAGGAGGAGAAGAGAGAGAGACAUAGAGCGAGAUACACACACACACCCAGAGAGAAAGAGAGACAGAGUUUUCUAAGCUUUCUCUUGUACGUGAGUUUGUGUUUGGAGCUUGGGCUGUUGUUUUUGUUUCGUUUCCUUGUAAAUAGAAUUCUAUACUAGAACAACAACAACAACAACAACAACAACAACAACAAAAGUCCAGGUUGAGGUUUGAGUUCCUGUAGAAAAGGAUCCAUUUGGUUUCUAAGGGGUAGGGGAGAAGGGGACUGACUAGUCCCAUGAUCCUUACAAAGCAUCUUUUAGCUUGUCCCAGCCAGAUUAAUGCAAGCUUUGAAUACUACAUGUUAUCCUUCACACCAUCCUCCAGACCAACGUGUUCUUUCAUUCUUGCUAAAGGGAAAAAUCAGUGCAGAAAUCCCCGCUUUUGUAAGAGAGGAUACUCUUUGCCCUACAGAGACAGACUAAAUCCAUCAGCAGCCACUCUAUGGAGGGAGCCCCCUGCAAAAGUAACGGCAAAGAAUCAAGCUUGUCUGUGGAGACUUGCUUCCAUCUAGUGGCUAUUUUGAGUAAUACUUGCCCUUCCAAGCAGUCUGUGUAUUGCUCUGGGAAUCUCGUGUAACAGACUUUCAGAAUUUUUUUACAGUGACAACCACUUUUAAGAACCUGGAAUAAACAACCUUAGGGUCUCUGGAAGACUUAGAGCAGAUCCUCUGAUCCCACCUCCAGUUUGAAAUGUAAUCCUUGGGGAAGUGGAUUCAUAGUAUUUCUGGGUUCAGUGACAAUAUUUUUUGGGGAAGAAUAGUUCUUUCUAUCCCAUGUUGGAAAUUCCACAUAAUUCUCCCAAAAUCCCCAUAGCCAGAUCUUACUUCUGAUCUGUUUUUCUAAUGUAGACCAAUUUGUCCAUCCCUCCUAAGGCAGUCUGGUGACUUGAGGGGUUCACCAUAUUGGUGUCAAACUUAAUGUGGACACCCUUCAGCUUUUUAGCUCUUCAAUAAGCAUAUUUCUAGAAGGAAACAGGGCCAACUGUUCAAUCAAUAUUGAACACAACCUUUCAAGACAUUUAAUUUUCCUUCCUCCCAAACUUCCUUCCUUUUUGUGAUCUUCUCUGUCUCCAUCUCUAAGUUAAUCCUCCAUGAAGCUGAAACAUGGGAGUUGGAGUUGCUUGGCUGGAAUAUUUGUGGGGAGAAAAAGCUUCAUGUGGAGACUCUUCAGCCCAUGGAAAAAUAUCAGGACGUUCUCAGAAAAUUUUUGGCUGACAGAGGAGGCCUUGAGUCUCCAUUCCUUCAGGUUCUCUGUCUUUCAUACUUCCCAUUCCAAACCCUUCCUUUUCUCCAACUGCAGUCAGCACCAUCUACCACAUAUGCAGGAGGUUAUUUAACUAAGCACCCUAAAUUUUAGAGUCUGAAACUGAUAUUUGAGGAGAUUUGUGGAAGGUGUUUUGCAUAGAGGAAUCACAGUUAUCUUUUUAUUAUUAUUGUCACUUUUUCCAGAGAGAGAGAGAGAGAGAGAGAGAGAGAGAGAGAGAGAGAGAGAGGAGGAAAAUGAGGGCUCACUAUCUCUAGUGUGUUCAGCAUUGGGUUUCUGUGAUGGAAAUUGUCUAGGUUGAGAGAUUCCUGAAUCUGGAAGUUGUCUGAUGAUUUAUCAUCUUCCCCUACUCACCAGGAUCCUUUAGGAGAAGAUGGGCCUUUGACAUCUUCUAUAUGGACAUAUGUAUAUUUAUCUUUUCCUAACUGGGAAGUUAUCAGGAGGUAGCUUGUUAGAAUGACUAGAAGAGGGACAAUGUGGAGAUGUCCAAGGGGACCUAUAAAAAGAUUUUAAACUUUUAUAGAUUUUGUUGAACAGAGGUGAACUCAUGGAUAACUAACUCAUCACCUCCCUUCUGCCCCAGCAAAGAAAAACCCUAUGAUAUGCAUGUCAACUGCUGUAGUUUACAGGAGGUUCUAAGAGCCAAGAACAGCUUUUGGUCUUAUUAGGAAUUUUUAAUGGGGAUUCUGGGCAAUUCUUGGCUGAGAUAGCUAGUAAGUGAGGUUCCAAAGAGGAAAUCACUCAAUCAACAAAUAAUUGUUAAUGCUUGUUCCUCCCACACAGCUAUAGUAAAGGCUCAUUAAUUCAAUCCUUACUAACCUAGAAUUCCUGUUAAAUCAGAUGUGGGCUGGGCUAAAGUUUACUUUUAUAUUAUAUAGGAAAGAAAAGGUUUGGUUGGCAAAUUAAUAGUUUAAACAAAAUCUAAGGAGAUAUUGAUAUUUAACACACUUAAGAAUAGGGUUUGGGCUUUAUUUUUGUUUUGUUUUCUUGUAAAUAGAAUUAUAUGCUAAAACAACUAUAACAAAAAAGAUCUAAAUUCAGGUUUGAGUCCUUGUAGAAAAGAAUACAUUUGGUUUUAAAGGGAUAAGGGAAAUGAUGAAUGGCCCUGUGGUCCUCAAAGCAUCUUUUAGCUUAUCCCAGCCAGAUUAAUGCAAGUUUUUGAAUACUAUUUUUUAUUCUCCACUUCAAAAAUUUCAGCAGCCUCAAGUAAGUGUAGAUUAUGUGCUAGAAAAAAACUUUUUUUUGGUGAGGCAGUUUGGGGUUAAGUUGCUUUCACAGCAUCACACAGCUGGUAAAUGUUAAGUGUCUGAGAUUAGAUGUAAACUCAAGUCCUCCAGAUUUCAGGACAGGUGUUCUAUUUAUGAAAUUUCUUAAAAGUUACUCCUUAAAGCAGGUCCUUCAGGAUCUCUCCUUGGCUGUGCCUCAUCAGCCAUGAGUUUGGGUCCUUGAAAAGAGCAAAACUUAAUUUCUUUCAAAUUAUCCUAUAGUUGAGAUUUUUCAUUGUUGAGACUGGUUCUCCACCCAACGCCCAGUUCCUUUUCUCCCUAAUCCAAAUUGCUGAGGUUUAUACUGGUUUUCUAAGUUUCAGAUUCAUACUUUACCCUCCUUCCUUUUUAAAAAUCAUCACAUCCCCUUUUUUACCAGUCUUUCAUGCUGCAAAGGAGCCCUAGAAUGGAAAAUCCAGAAAAAUUUCUUUCCUCUCCUCACAGACUUCAGUGCCUAAUUACAGUCUCCUAAUUAAGGUCUUUGACAUCUAGGGACAGCAGGAAAUAUUGCUAAGUUGUAUGUAUGUAUGCUAUUCCCUUGCCAUUUUUUUUCCUUUAAUAAGACUAUAGCAGAUAAGACAAAUCUUACCUUUCUAAAUUAUAUGAGAUUCAGUACUAAUUUGUCCGCACUAUUGAGCUUUUAUCCAAGUUUUAUCCCUAGCUGCUUUAGGUGGAUUUGCCCCUAGUGUCAUGGAAGAAAUUUUUAAAUUAUAUUUAUUUUGUGUUGGGUUUUUUUUUUUAAUUGCACAAAACACUAAGUUCAUGUAAGUUUGUUUGGGUUUUUUUUUAAGCUUUUUAUUCUUUCUAAACUUACUUUCUCAGCUUUUUUGGAAAGGGCUUGGAAGUAACCUUCAUGCAUUUUUGUCAAGUUCUCUUUUCCUGUUUUUUUGGCUGUAUUUAGCAUUGCUUCUCUCUAGACAUGGUUAGCCUCCACAUGUAUAUAAACCAGGCCUUAGCUUUAUGAGUUUCACAAAAAAAAAAAAACAGGUUGUUCAUUCCCAAUGUUGGUGCCUUCUCUUUUGGCCAAGAGCCCUCGUGCCACAAAGGUCUCUCCUUGUUCCUGCCACCCUCUGCCUGGUCCUUAGAUAAAAAUGCAAAUUUUCCUAAAACACCAGCACAUAGUGCCUGUAUGAAAAGCAACCUGUAACUUUCUAAAUAAAGGUAUAUGGAAAGAGUUGAAA
Molecule: messenger RNA, 7529 nt
Organism: Antechinus flavipes (yellow-footed antechinus)
Lineage: Eukaryota; Metazoa; Chordata; Mammalia; Dasyuromorphia; Dasyuridae
Gene: ITPKB
Product: inositol-trisphosphate 3-kinase B
Exons: 8
Coding region: 736-3678 (980 amino acids)
Biological process (GO): inositol phosphate biosynthetic process
Cellular component (GO): cytoplasm; nucleus
Molecular function (GO): inositol-1,4,5-trisphosphate 3-kinase activity; inositol tetrakisphosphate kinase activity
Source: RefSeq, a predicted model, not a curated record